Haliotis rubra (blacklip abalone) is the source of this 2063-nucleotide messenger RNA. RefSeq lists its product as uncharacterized. The record is from RefSeq and is a predicted model, not a curated record. Bases 857 to 2032 code for a protein of 391 amino acids. NCBI's taxonomy places the organism in Eukaryota, Metazoa, Mollusca, Gastropoda, Lepetellida, Haliotidae. The transcript has 3 exons.
AGAUCCGGCGAUGCCACGAAAACAAAAUAAGCUAUUGUGGACAAAUCAACGUGUACGGAACAUGGGAGCCUGUGCGACAUUGAGAGAACUGACUCGUUCUGUUCGACAGCAACCGAGAAGCCCGCACUGUGUCGGAUGUUGUUGGGGUUGGGACGGCGUCGGUAGCAACAUCUGCAGCCAAUGAAAAUCUGUCUACGCUGUCCUUGCAAGGACACUGUCUGACGACAACACGCGACAAUGGUGAGAUAGACACUGCCUAGGAAAAGGUGCCUCUGUGAACUGAAGGUAUUUCAGCGUUAGCUGGUGUGAGAAGAUUCAAGAUUCAGUCCUUGUGCGCCAAGGUGUUAGCCAUUAUGUCAUCCAAACGGAUAUACCGCCUUCUGUGCCUUAUUAUCAUUGUGGGCUUGUUGACCUUUGCUGCUCAACGAAUCCUGUACAGUUCGCCCAAACUGGAUAUUAAUAUUGCUGAAAUGGCCCAACAAAAGUCACACAGCCCUGCGCCAGUGAUAGCAAACAACCCCAUUGUGCCUUUACCAGGGGCUAAUAUUCAACAGUCUCAGCAGCAAAGCCAAGUUCCAAAUGUGCCAAACCAACCCUCACCACAGCUUCCGGUCAAUAUGAACAACAACAAUGUGAAUGUCCAGGCUAUCAGCUCUCUGGCUCAGAAGCUGAUGCAGUAUCAGGGAGCCAAUAUGAAUCAACAGCAAACCAGCCAGCAUUAUCCCGCGGCUCCUCAGAUCGAUCCUGCUCAACGAAUGUCACUCCUCAACCAAUACAUGCAGGCCAGAAACAUGCAGCAGGGUUUUCUAAACAAUGUGCCUGGUGCUGGGGAUAUCAACCCAACCAAGGGCCUGAUAUGCAAAUUCCUAACAAUAUGGCGGCUCCCCAAAAUAUGCAUAUGGUCGGUCAACAAUAUAUGCCUUUGGCUGGUCAACAAAAUAUGCCCAUGGCUGGUCAACAAUAUAUUCCGUUGGCUGGUCAACAUAACAUGCCCGCCGCUGGGCAACAGAAUGUGCAGAUGGCAGGUGUGCAAGUUCCUAACAAUGUGGCAGGUCAACAAUAUAUUCCUUUGGCUGGUCAACUAAACAUGCCCGCCACUGGUCAACAGAAUGUGCAGAUGACUAUCGUGCCUCAGCCAAACAUGGGUGAUCAACAAAACAUUCCCCUUGUUACUUCACCCCAAGUCAGUCAACAAGGGCCCAUUCAGAAUGGGCCAGAGACUAAAAUUCUCCGGUGGAACGGUAGUGGAUGGACCCAGCUUCACCAUUUCUGUGCCGGUAAUCUGAACCUCAAGCGCACCAUGCUGAAGUCCCCUGUGGGUAAUGCGGCCAUCUACAUCCAUGACCUCAAAGAUGACAAGUGGGUCUCAGGGUCCCUCAAGCUGCACGGACUGUGGGAUCUGCCAGAUGUCCAGGUCAUGAUUAACAACCUCCGCAGUGACCCCAAAAUGGGCUUCAUCGACAUCGGUUCCCACGUCGGCACCUUCUCCAUCGUUGCGGCUCUCAUGGGAAAGAAGGUAGUUGCAGUGGACCCCCUUGUUGCGAACGUCAUUCGGUUCUGUAAGUCUGUCCAGGAUAAUAACUUCACAGAUAGCAUCACAAUAUUUUACACCGCAAUCUCCGACAGCUACAAGAAGGUGUCCUUCGUUCGAGACAUAGGAAACAUUGGAGGUACACGAAUACAGACUGCACCCUCCAAUGUGAGCACAACCAAUGUGUACGACCCUAAUUUUAUAGACACAGUUCGCCUUGACGACUUAGUGCCUCAUAUACCAUUUAAAAAAGCCUUUAUCAAGAUGGACGUUGAGGAACAUGAGUUCCAGGUGAUAACAUCAGGUGUUAAGUUCUUCCGGCAGAUAGACGUUCGGGGAAUUCUGAUGGAAUGGAUGUGGCAGAAAACUGGCCAAUAUGGACUCCGACUUAGAGACUAUUUGUUAUCUUUAGGCUUCGCGCCAUUCAGGGUGGAUGGAACCACUACGCUGCCAAUAGAUCAUUAUAAGUUAUGGCCAAAUGAUGUCUUGUGGAGGAAAUGAAAUCAUGAAUGUAUUAAAUGUUUUACUUUCA